This is a messenger RNA of Mya arenaria, 1296 nucleotides long. RefSeq lists its product as uncharacterized. The record is from RefSeq and is a predicted model, not a curated record. The transcript is spliced from 2 exons. Bases 56 to 1234 code for a protein of 392 amino acids. Lineage: Eukaryota; Metazoa; Mollusca; Bivalvia; Myida; Myidae.
UUUAUCAACAAUAGGACACACUGUGACUUUUGCUGAUAAAUAUGGUGACCCUGGAAUGGAUAGGAUGAAAACAAUUGGCCUUCGACCUGUGUCUCAAUUUUACAAUGGAAAUACAAAUCCAACUCAUGAAGAUGAUGACCUCAGCUCUUUUGCCCACAACAACAAUAGUGUGGGCAGCAUUAUUGCCCGCAACAGCCAUAAUGUGGACAGCCUUAUUGCUCAUGAAAGCCUUAGUAUGGGCAGCCUUAUUGCUCAAGAAAGCCAUAGUUUGGGCAGCCUUAUUGCCCACAACAGCCAUAGUAUGGGCAGCCUUAUAGCUCAUGAAAGCCAUAGUAUGGGCAGCCUUAUUGCUCAUGAAAGCCAUAGUGUGGGCAGCAUUAGUUCCCAUGAAAACCAUACUGUGGACAUCGAUAUUGCCCAUGAAUGCCAUAUUGUUAACAUCGAUAUUGCCCACAACAGCCAUAGUGUGGACAGCCUUUCUACCCACAACAGCCAAAGUGUGGACAGCCUUAUUGCCCGCAACAGCCAUAAUGUGGGCAGCCUUAUUGCUCAAGAAAGCCAUAGUAUGGGCAGCCUUAUAGCUCAUGAAAGCCAUAGUAUGGGCAGCCUUAUUGCUCAUGAAAGCCAUAGUGUGGGCAGCCUUAUUGCCCAUAAAAGACAUAGUAUGGGCAGCCUUAUUGCUCAUGAAAGUCAUAGUGUGGACAGCCUUAUUGCCCACAACAGCCAUAGUAUGGGCAGCCUUAUUGCUCAUGAAAGCCAUAGUGUGGGCAGCUUUAUUGCCCAUGAAAGCCAUAGUAUGGGCAGCUUUAUUGCUCAUGAAAGCCAUAGUAUGGACAGCCUUAUUGCCCAUGAAAGCCAUAGUAUGGACAGCCUUAUUGCUCAUGAAAGCCAUAGUAUGGGCAGCCUUAUUGCUCAUGAAAGCCAUAGUAUGGACAGCCUUAUUGCCCAUGAAAGCCAUAGUGUGGGCAGCCUUAUUGCUCAUGAAAGCCAUAGUGUGGGCGUUAUUUCCCAUGAAAGCCAUAGUGUGGACAUCGAUAUUGCCCAUGAAUGCCAUAUUGUUGACAUCAAUAUUGCCCACAACAGCCAUAGUGUAGACAGCCUUACUACCCACAACAGCCAAAGUGUGGACAGCCUUAUUGCCCUUGACAGCCACACUGUGAACAUUCCCAACAACGCUAAAAAUGAUCAAAGUUUCUUCAGCAUAUCAAAGGGAGAGUCCAUGCCAAAUCUUUAAAUAUUCCCCGCCGAAAUGCGAAGGGGAUAUAGCAAUAUUAGGUCUGUGUACGUCCCAAGCAU